GGCGAGCGGGCGCGGGUCCGGGGCUACCGGCGCGGCGGCGCUCGCAGGGAGGACGGCGGGGCCGUGGGUGCCGCGCUGCUGGAGCAGGGGCUUGCCCGGAGCCUCGACCUGCCUCCCAAAGUGGACUGGCGGAACCUGUCCAUGGCGAAGCCGGCGCCGAACCAGGCGCGGGGGCGCGCCCGCGGAGAGGGGAGGGCGCCUGCGGCUCCUGCUGGGCCGUGGCCACGGUGUCGGCCCUGGAGGCGCACCGCGAGAUCCACGCGAAGAGGCGAGGCAAGCUGUCCGUGCAG
Prorocentrum cordatum is the source of this 290-nucleotide messenger RNA. The record is from the annotation of a GenBank genome assembly. Lineage: Eukaryota; Dinophyceae; Prorocentrales; Prorocentraceae.